Molecule: messenger RNA, 1698 nt
Organism: Sclerotinia borealis F-4128
Lineage: Eukaryota; Fungi; Ascomycota; Leotiomycetes; Helotiales; Sclerotiniaceae
Source: the annotation of a GenBank genome assembly
AUGUCUCUCGCACAAUUACAAAGGUUACUACCUCUGCCAGAGGAAGACUUGAAGCAAGCGUUGGACUAUGCAAACACACUUUCCAAACAAGCUGCUGCCGAGCAUUUCAACAACCUACUGGGAGAAUCACCAGGCAGUAUAGAGUUUAUAUCCUCAUUUAAUUCGAGAAGACAAGAUCCUACUGCCAAACCAACUCCGCAGACGCAAACGCAAACAUCAGCACAAGCUUCAACAUCGACCAGUGCACCAAAGUCAACCAGAGGAUCAAAAAAGAAGAAACCUCCUAUACACACACCAGCGCCACGUCAAGUUCACGGUAUAUAUGGGGGGCAAGGAACAGCAUACAAGAAGAAAGACGAAGAUGAUUAUGUAUCUCGAAGAUCCACACCCCAACCAUCGACUUCCAAAUCCUCGUCAACCGCCAAUGCCCUUGCACUCGACACCGGUUCCUCCGCCAUUCAAUCACCCACCCCCCGCCCUCCUCCUUCUGCAGCCGGCACCCUAAUAUCCGAUUUCAACAGAAAACCAAAAUCCACCUCUUCUUCCCGCGCCGUCUCCCAAAACCCCUCUCGCAAUGCAUCGCCAGCUCCAAAACCAAAACCAGCGACAACUAAAAUAAACAUCACAGGUGGAAACGCUAUGCAUGGCGCCUCAACCGCGCUUUCUGAUCUUGACGCCGCAAUCCGUACGCUGGAAAUAUCCACCAAUUCUUCACUCUCCACCGACCCUUCAAAAAGAAAGUGCAACUGUAUCGCCACCCGUCAUCCACUUCUCGCCGCGGCCCCAAACUGUUUAAGUUGUGGAAAAGUAAUCUGCGUAAAAGAGGGAUUCGGACCAUGUACAUUCUGCGGAUCAGCCAUCUUAGGAAGAGAUGAAGUGCAAUCCAUGAUCCGCACCCUCAAAGAAGAACGCGGAGCCGAGAAAAUGCGUCUCGACGCCUCCUCCCACCGACGCGCCGACAUAUCUCGAACAACCCCAGCUCCUUUCUCCGCACCCAAGAACCUAGACAUGACACCCGCGGAACAAAAAGCCAAAGAACAUCGCGAUACAUUAUUAGGGUUCCAGGCACAGAAUGCCAAGAGAACCACGGUCAAAGAUGAAGCUGCGGAUUUCGAUACAGGGUUGGCGGCGAGUGUGGCGGCGGGUGUGGGGGGCGGAAGUGGCAUGGGGGGAAUGUGGGCGAGUCCGGCGGAGAGAGCAAAGGAAUUGAAGAGGCAGCAGAAGGUUCUCGCGGAGCAGGAAUGGAAUGCGAGGCCCGAGUAUGAGAAGAGGAGGCAGGUGGUUAGUGUGGAUUUGGUGGGGGGAAAGAUUGUUAAGAGGAUGGCUAGGAUUGAGAGGCCGACGUUUGAGAGUGAGGGAGAGGGGGAGGAGGAGACUGUGGAUGAAGUGGAGAAUACGAAUAUGAGGGGGAAUAAUGGGGGAGGGGGAACGUUUAGUCGAAAUCCUUUAUUAGGGGGGCUCAUAAAACCGAUCUGGAAAGCGGCGAAGGGGAAGGAGGUAGAGGGAGCGGUGGCUGGUAGCGGGGAGGGUAGUGUUGCAAACGAUGAGGAUGCAUAUACAAGGAAAAAGAAAACGUGGAGGAGAGUCCAAGAUGAUAUGGAUGAUAAUGAAGAUAUUAUUCUAAACGGGGGUGCAUUUGGUGGGAACCAGGGAAUGGAAAAUAGAAGAGAGGGGGUUGAGGAACAUGCUGUGGGUUAG